AUGACCACUUCCCUGCAAGAUGGGCAAAGCACCCGGGGGAGAGCGGCUGCCCGGGGCUUGGGGCUGGCCCAGGUGUGCGGCGCUGCCCAGGGGAGGGGCGACGCCAGCGCCCUGGCAGCGCGCCCCCCGGGGCUGCCCUAUAGCACACGGGAAGGCGCCCAUUUCUGUUCUGCAGACAGGAGAAAAAAGAAAGAUCUCAAUGUUCUAGAAAUGCCAUCUAUUCCAAAUCCUUUCCCUGAGCUUUGUUGUUCUCCAUUUGCAUCUGUGUUUUCAGCAAGCUUAUUUCCCAAAGCAAAUUCAAGGAAAAAACAGGUAAUUAAAGUAUACAAUGAGGAUGGCACCAGCAGAGCAUUGGAAGUCCCAAGUGAUACAACAGCAAGAGAUGUUUGCCAGUUGUUAAUCCUCAAGAAUCAUUACAUCAAUGACAACAGCUGGACUCUUAUUGAACACCUUCCUCAUAUAGGUUUAGAGAGAACAAUAGAAGACCAUGAAUUGGUGAUUGAAGUACAGUCAAACUGGGGAAUGGAAGAAGAAAAUAAGCUAUACUUUAGAAAAAAUUAUGCCAAAUAUGAAUUCUUUAAAAAUCCAAUGAAUUUUUUCCCGGAGCAGAUGGUGUCUUUUGCAACUGAAACCAAUGGAGAACUCUCUCAAGCUCCUGUUUUACAGAAUUUUCUGAGUUCUAGCACAUAUCCGGAAAUACAUGGUUUCUUACAUGCAAAAGAGCAGGGGAAAAAGUCCUGGAAGAAGAUUUAUUUUAUUCUAAGAAGAUCAGGUUUAUAUUAUUCAACUAAAGGGACAUCAAAGGAACCACGGCAUUUACAGUUUUUCAGUGAAUUUGGCAGUAGUGAUAUUUAUGUGUCAUUGGCAGGCAAAAAGACCCAUGGAGCCCCAGCAAACUAUGGAUUCUGUUUAAAGCCUAACAAAGCAGGAGGGAGCCGAGACCUGAAACUGCUCUAUGCAGAUGAAGAGCAGAGUAGGACGUGCUGGGUGACAGCGAUUAGAUUGCUUAAGUAUGGGAUGCAGCUGUACCAGAAUUAUAUGCAUCCAUGUCCAGGGAGAAGUGGUUGCAGCUCUCAGAAUAUGUCACCUAUUAGAAGCAUCUCAGAGAAUUCCCUUGUUGCAAUGGACUUCUCAGGCCAUAAAAGCAGAGUUAUAGAAAAUCCCACUGAAGCCCUUUCAGUUGCUGUUGAAGAAGGAUUAGCAUGGAGGAAAAAAGGAUGUUUACGACUGAAUACCCAUGGUAGUCCCACUGCUCCUCAAAAUUCUUCAACAAACCUAGCUCUUCAUAGGGCACAGCCAUGGUUUCAUCACAGAAUUUCCAGAGAUGAAGCUCAGCGCCUCAUCAUUCAGCAAGGACUUGUAGAUGGAGUUUUCUUGGUACGGGACAGCCAAAGCAACCCCAAAACCUUUGUACUUUCACUGAGCCAUGGCCGAAAGAUAAAGCAUUUUCAAAUUAUACCACUAGAAGAUGAUGGUGAAAUGUUUCAUACACUGGAUGAUGGUCACACAAGAUUUACUGAUCUCAUACAAUUAGUGGAGUUCUACCAGCUCAAUAAGGGUGUGCUUCCUUGCAAGUUAAAACAUUAUUGUUCUCGGAUUGCUCUUUAG
Gracilinanus agilis (Agile Gracile Mouse Opossum) is the source of this 1608-nucleotide messenger RNA. RefSeq names its product growth factor receptor bound protein 14 (gene GRB14). Gene Ontology annotation, biological process: negative regulation of insulin receptor signaling pathway; insulin receptor signaling pathway. Gene Ontology annotation, cellular component: plasma membrane; cytoplasm. The transcript is spliced from 14 exons. NCBI's taxonomy places the organism in Eukaryota, Metazoa, Chordata, Mammalia, Didelphimorphia, Didelphidae. The record is from RefSeq and is a predicted model, not a curated record. Bases 1 to 1608 code for a protein of 535 amino acids.